UAUGAUUCCAGUGAACAGUUGCACUCCCAGAAGGACAUCAUUUGAUACCUCUGAACCACAGGAACCAGAGACUUUAGUGCUUUCAAUAUCAAGUGAACACUAUGAAGAGGGAACAUCCAAUAGUAAUUGGGGUGAGAGUGAUGGUGCACAACCACAGGUGUGCAACAUCCCAGACCUAACGCCACCCCAAACACGGUCUACUUCAUCAUUGUCCGUGCAGAGUGACAGUUAUUUUGAUGGAACCCAUGCAUCUACUCCAUCCUCCUCCUCUUCCAUUUCCCAGAGAUCAGAUACAAGGGUAAAAAAGAGGAGGAAAUUACAAUGCUCAACAGAAGGUGAACGUUUUGAUAAUAUUUUGGAUAAAGUUGAUUCUAUUCUGAAUCAACCAGAUCCAUCAUGUGAUCCCGUUAUUAAAGCAGCCACAAAUCUUAUAACAGGUUUCAUGGCUCCCUUGUCUAAAAACGAAAAGAAAGCUGUGUACUUAAAGAUUGUUAAAGUUGUGCAAGACCAUCCUGUUGAUUUUGAUAAUUUAGGUGAUUAGUUUUUUUGUCUUGUUAGUUUUGUAUUAAUAGUCCUAAUAAUUUAAAAAUUAUAUACAGUUUUGUUUAAAGAUUCUAUCAACAUACACCUCUUAAUUAUGUAGUAUUAAAAUAACAAUGCAUUGAACAGUAGAAUAAUA
Messenger RNA from Macrobrachium nipponense, 679 nucleotides. RefSeq lists its product as uncharacterized. NCBI's taxonomy places the organism in Eukaryota, Metazoa, Arthropoda, Malacostraca, Decapoda, Palaemonidae. The transcript is spliced from 2 exons. The record is from RefSeq and is a predicted model, not a curated record. The coding region runs from base 2 to 541 and encodes 179 amino acids.